Molecule: messenger RNA, 612 nt
Organism: Drosophila melanogaster (fruit fly)
Lineage: Eukaryota; Metazoa; Arthropoda; Insecta; Diptera; Drosophilidae
Gene: lectin-33A
Product: lectin-33A
Exons: 2
Coding region: 12-545 (177 amino acids)
Molecular function (GO): carbohydrate binding
Source: RefSeq, marked reviewed
AAAACAUGAGCAUGUGCAUCAAAGGGUCUUUCGGUUUCCUUCUUAUAGCUCUGAUUCUCGAAUGUGCCAAUGCACAGACGUGUCCGUUGCCGUUUAGUCGAGUCGGAAACAAGUGCUACCACGUAUCUUUGCAGGAGGCCAACUGGCAUGUUGCCGAUCGAAGCUGUCGAAAACUUGGUGCCGAACUAAUGGUGCUCGACAAUCAAGAGGACAAACUCCUCACAACCACGUUCCUAAAGAGUAUGGGGCUAUCCUUCACCCAAAGCUGGCAUCACUCCGUUUGGGCUGGCAUCAAUUGCUUGGGUAACCGGCGCACCUUUCUUCUCGCCAGGAACGGCGAAACUGUGCCGUACCUAAACUGGGUACCCCUGGAACCGAACAACGCUUCCCCCGAAGAGGAUUGUGUUGGAUUCGCCAAUUACAAUGGAGCCUUUGGGUAUCACGAUAUAGAGUGCAAGGUUCAGUUUCCAUAUGUGUGCCAGAGGGAACCAGCAGAGGACUACCUCUGCCUUAAGCGGGAUCUCUUCCUAAAGGUCCUUUUGUAGUGCUUUCAAUCUCAAGUUAUCAUGAACUUAUGAAACCUUGCAAAUAAAUAAAUAAGAUAAAUAACAC